Messenger RNA from Myotis davidii, 318 nucleotides. RefSeq names its product popy class I histocompatibility antigen, alpha chain E-like. The record is from RefSeq and is a predicted model, not a curated record. Lineage: Eukaryota; Metazoa; Chordata; Mammalia; Chiroptera; Vespertilionidae. The transcript is spliced from 4 exons. The annotation marks the transcript as partial.
GGGCCUGUGGAGGACUUCAGUGGGGUCGGGUCUGAGGCCUGGGGGUCAGGGCCUUCACCUCCCUUUCCCUCCCCAGAGCCACCUCCUCAGGCCACCUUCCCCUCUGUGGGCCUGGUUGUGGGCCUGGUCAUCCUUGGAGCUGUGCUCACUGGAGCUGUGGUCACUGGAGCUGUGAUGUGGAGGAGGAAGCGCUCAGGUGGGAAAAAAAGGAUCUAUGAUCAGGCUGCCACCUGAGGCACUUGUCGGGGACUGAGUGAUGGGAGAUUUGUUCACGCUCCCACUUUGUGAUUCAAGAACCUCUGAUUUCUUUCUGCAAAC